AUGACAAGACUAAGGAUGUUUUAUAACAAAUUACUGGGCACGCUGGCCAUAGGAGUCGGGCUCGCGUGGGCGCUCGAGAACACUACCAUAUACGAAUUUGACUUCGGUAAGGACAUUCUCGAUCAAAGCUAUCGCGACAUAUUUUCAGACAAUGCCUCUUCUCAGGUGCAGUUGCGGGAUGUCGUAUUGAUGAAUGGAACAGUGGUGUACGAUUCGAGAGGAAGUUGGGACAGUAGCGCGCUGGACGAGUGGCUCCAGGCGCAAAGGAACGUUUCUGUCGAGAGAAUAUUUGAAAAUAUCGGGCCCAGCGCCCUGUAUCCGUGUAUUUGGCCUGGCGUCGUGAUUGCAUCACCAUCGCAAUCGCAUCCAGACUACUUCUACCAAUGGAUAAGGGACAGCGCGUUGACGAUAAACAGCAUUGCGUCUCAUUCUGCAGGUCCAGCAAUAGAAACGUUGUUGCAGUAUUUGAACGUUUCGUUCCACUUGCAAAGAAGCAACAACACGUUGGGUGCUGGUAUUGAUUACACUAACGAUACGGUGGCAUUGGGAGAUCCUAAGUGGAACGUCGACGAUACCGCUUUCACAGGGGACUGGGGCCGUCCUCAAAACGAUGGCCCCGCUCUGCGAACCAUUGCCAUCUUAAAAAUCAUCGACUACAUCAAGCAAUCCGGCACUGAUCUGGGGGGUGAGUAUCCAUUUCAGUCCACCGAAGAUAUCUUUGACGACAUUGUACGAUGGGACCUGAGGUUCGUUAUUGACCACUGGAAGUCUUCUGGAUUUGAUCUAUGGGAAGAAGUCAAUGGGCUGCAUUUCUUUACUUUACUGGUACAACUAUCUGCCGUGGACAAGUCGCUGUCGUAUUUUAGCGACUCGGAACGGUCUUCUCUCUUUGUUGAAGAAUUGCGUCAGACGCGCCAAGACAUUUCCGACUUUUUAAUAGACCCUGCGAACGGGUUUAUCAACGCCAAGUACAACUAUGUUGUUGGGACUCCCAUGAUUGCCGAUGCGUUGAGGUCAGGAUUAGACAUAUCCACUUUAUUAGCUGCUAACGCCGUCCACGAUACGCCACUUGCUUCUCAUCUUCCUUUUGAUAUAAAUGAUCCUGCGGUCCUGAACACGUUGCAUCAUUUGAUGUUUCACAUGCGUUCGAUAUACCCCAUCAACGAGAGCUCCAAAAACACAACGGGAAUUGCCCUGGGCCGGUAUCCUGAAGACGUGUAUGACGGUUAUGGGGUUGGUGAGGGAAAUCCCUGGGUCUUGGCGACUUGUACCGCUUCAACAACGCUCUAUCAGCUCAUCUACAGGCACAUCUCUGAGCAGCAAGACUUGGUUGUUCCAAUGAACAAUGAAACUUCGAACGCAUUUUGGAGCGAACUGGUAUUCUCAAAUCUCACCACUUUGGGAAAUGACGAAGGUUAUUUGAUUUUGGAAUUCAACACUCCCGCCUUCAAUCAAACCAUACAAAAAAUCUUCCAGCUAGCUGACUCGUUCUUGAUCAAGUUGAAAGCACAUGUGGGUGCAGACGGUGAAUUAAGUGAACAGUUCAACAAAUACACGGGGUUUAUGCAGGGGGCCCAACACCUUACUUGGUCCUAUACUUCAUUCUGGGAUGCCUAUCAAAUAAGACAAGAAAUUUUACAGAGGUUGUAA
This is a messenger RNA of Saccharomyces paradoxus, 1650 nucleotides long. It is a transcript of the gene SGA1, whose product is annotated as glucan 1,4-alpha-glucosidase. NCBI's taxonomy places the organism in Eukaryota, Fungi, Ascomycota, Saccharomycetes, Saccharomycetales, Saccharomycetaceae. The coding region runs from base 1 to 1650 and encodes 549 amino acids. Gene Ontology annotation, cellular component: fungal-type vacuole. The transcript has a single exon. Gene Ontology annotation, molecular function: glucan 1,4-alpha-glucosidase activity. Gene Ontology annotation, biological process: polysaccharide metabolic process. The record is from RefSeq and is a predicted model, not a curated record.